AAGAAAUUACAAAAAUUAGAAAUAUUACAGAUGAUCUUAAAUUUAAAAUUAAUAAUUGUCCUGAUAGAGAUUAUUAUAAUCAUCUUACAUAUGAAAAUGACAAAUUAUGUUCUAAUUGUUAUAUGAAAAUUAUAAAUUCUUAUCAUCGACAAAAAUCUAUAAUUAAUGAAACAAAUAAAUUAGAUAAUUUAAUAGAAAUUAGUAAAUCUACUACACCAACAAAUUUAAUCAAAAAUACUACAAGUUUAAUGGAAAUUAAUAGUGAAUCUAAUAUUUCAACAAAUUUAAUAGAAAUUAAUAAUUUAAUAGAAAUUAGUGAAUCUAAUACUUCAACAAAUUUAAUGGAAAUUAAUAAUUUAGUAGAAAAUACUUCAACAAAUUUAAUAGAAAUCAAUAAUUUGAUGGAAAUUUGUGAAUCUAAUACUUCAACAAAUUUAAUGGAAAUUAAUAAUUUGAUAGAAACUUGUGAAUCUAAUACUUCAACUAAUUUAAUAGAAUUAAUUAAGAUUCAAAAAAAAGAAUUAAUUGAAAAUACUGAAAAUUUAAACAAAAUUAAUCAACAAUUUAAUAAUAUUAAAAUUAAUAUUACUGAUAAGAUA
This is a messenger RNA of Dentiscutata erythropus, 599 nucleotides long. NCBI's taxonomy places the organism in Eukaryota, Fungi, Glomeromycota, Glomeromycetes, Diversisporales, Gigasporaceae. The record is from the annotation of a GenBank genome assembly.